This is a messenger RNA of Dovyalis caffra, 885 nucleotides long. The record is from the annotation of a GenBank genome assembly. NCBI's taxonomy places the organism in Eukaryota, Viridiplantae, Streptophyta, Magnoliopsida, Malpighiales, Salicaceae.
AUGGCAGAACAAUCAGAACCGGUGUCGUCAAGUGCGAAUCAAUCUUCUAGCCCACAAAAUUCUCCAGAAGAUAAGCACAAGCAACCAUCGGCGCCGCCAGCAUUCUCUGGUUUUCCAGCAUAUCCAAAUGGUGGUUUUCAGAUGUUUCCUAUCAUGUAUCCUGCACUAGUUCCAGGGUUAAAUACUAUGCAAAAUCAAGACCAAACGAAUCAUGGGCCGGGAAUUUAUGCAGUGCCUGCUCCACAAUUUAUGGGACCAAUUGCUGGACUUCCUUCCAACACACUAAUUCCUCUCACGCUCAAUAUACCUACUAGGCCAAGUCCUGAGGCUGGGGCAGCUGGUGAUCAAGCGCAAGGUGGACAACAACAACCACAGCAGCAUCAACAGCCUGCACAUCCAAGACAAAUUGUUGUUAGGAGAUUUGAAAUUGCAUUUCAUUUGGAUUUGUUGCUGAUACUUAAGCUGGCAGCUGUAAUCUUUUUGUUCAACCAAGAUGGGUCAAGACAAAGGCUUCUUGUCCUUGUGUUUUUUGCUUCAGUUGUCUACUUGUACCAAACUGGAGCUCUAACACCAUUGGUACGAUGGCUCUCACAAAGCAUGCAGAGGGCAGCUGCGCCUCCCCGUCCACCUAGGCCCGCUGUCAGGGCGGAAAAUGCUGAUGCUGCAAUGCAGAAUGAAAAUAUUGCUUUGGCAGAGGGACAAGUUGGGGUUGAGAAUGAGAAUAGGCCUGCAGAGGAUGGUAAUCCGGCAGCUGAGAAUGAGAAUGUUGCUGAACCUGGUGGAGACAAUGGUGGCCACACCUGGUGGGUAAUUGUGAAGGAGAUUAAGAUGAUUGUCUUCGGCUUUAUUACCUCUCUUCUCCCAGGCUUUCAUAACAUAGAUUAG